Molecule: messenger RNA, 1291 nt
Organism: Cavia porcellus (domestic guinea pig)
Lineage: Eukaryota; Metazoa; Chordata; Mammalia; Rodentia; Caviidae
Gene: Cimip2a
Product: ciliary microtubule inner protein 2A
Exons: 7
Coding region: 54-1013 (319 amino acids)
Cellular component (GO): nucleus
Source: RefSeq, a predicted model, not a curated record
AUGACUCCUCUCAGGGAGAAGGGGUCCAGCCUGCCAGGGCAGACCAAGGCACAAUGACAGCUACUCCAAAACACUCGCUCUUCACACCAGAACCUCACUACAUCCCUGGCUAUGCUGGCUUCUACCCUCAGCUGCGAUACCAGGUGGGGAACACCUACGGGCGCACCACGGCGCGGUUGCUCACAGACCCCAGUGUGCAGAAGAGCCCCUGCUCUGUGCUGUCCCCCAUGACCAAGCCCAAGUUUAUUGAGGACUUCAGCAGGUCCAAACCUCCUUAUGUUCCCUGCCGGGACCUGACUGAGCCUCAUAUUCCCCACUACACGGGUCAGAAGCCCUACAAGAACUUUGAGAUCCUGGGCAAACUGCCACUACAGGAGGUGGACACCCAGGGGCCACCAGGAGCAGAGAACAUGUCCAGACAGGUUGCGGUGCCUGCUGGCUUCAUGCCCUAUCCCCCCUACCCACCAUGCCCGCCAGGCAGGAAGGGCUCCAGUGACAUGGGACACCCGGGCCUGCGACUGGCAUAUGGGGAAGAGGCCUGGAAAACUGCCAAGCCUGUCCACAGGACCCCAGGGCAGCAUCAGCUGUAUCACUGCAGGAGGGACGAGUACCCUCCCCCACCCCUUCAGCUGGAGACACUCGAUGUGGAUAGGUUCCAGCGGCUGCCCCAGCUGGACCAUCCCAACCUAAUCCAAAGAAAAGCCAUCUCAGGCUAUGCUGGCUUCAUCCCUCGCUUCACCUGGGUGAUGGGGAUCAAUUACCGCGACGGAGUCUCACAGGCUAUGGACGAGUUUGACAAGAACCAGUUCCUGUCCAGAAACCCUGUUUGUCCACUGGGGGAAAGGCUGCCGAGGACACACUGGCCUCACACCACCAUCUAUAGAAGCCAGGGACUGAUCCCCUUCUACAUGGGCUUCAUCCCUUCCAUGCAAGACAACUACGCAAUGACAUUUGGCAACAGUACUCGAAAGGCCUAUCAGAAGGAACUUGAGAGGCGAAACCACACACUAUGAAAAUGCUUUUAAUGGUCUGCCUGUACAGGAUGUGAUGUCAAGACAAAGACAGCAGUGCAGAGUGAGAAAGGGUUAUCCGCAGACUGUGGGUGAAUAAAGAGUUCACACUGCUUCCACACUUUACCAGCUAACGGCUCUAUGCCACCUCCUCCUCAGCUUCCUCCUCAAACUCGCCCUCUUCCUCAGCCGUGGCGUCCUGGUACUGCUGGUACUCGGACACCAGGUCGUUCAUGUUACUCUCGGCCUCGGUGAACUCCAUCUCAUCCAUACCUUCACCU